Messenger RNA from Pangasianodon hypophthalmus (striped catfish), 7016 nucleotides. RefSeq names its product cell division cycle 14Ab (gene cdc14ab). Gene Ontology annotation, biological process: positive regulation of cytokinesis; cilium assembly; regulation of exit from mitosis. NCBI's taxonomy places the organism in Eukaryota, Metazoa, Chordata, Actinopteri, Siluriformes, Pangasiidae. Gene Ontology annotation, cellular component: centrosome; mitotic spindle; spindle pole. The record is from RefSeq and is a predicted model, not a curated record. Bases 2336 to 4105 code for a protein of 589 amino acids. Gene Ontology annotation, molecular function: protein tyrosine/serine/threonine phosphatase activity; protein serine/threonine phosphatase activity. The transcript has 13 exons.
UUUGUGUGUGUGUUUUAUUUUGCUUUGUCACAAACCUCCUUCUAGAAGAAUGUAUAAUAUGCACCAGUGACAAUAAAACCACUGUGAUUUUCUCUCUCACACCCAUUGCGACAUUGUUGGCAUGCACCUGUGUUACGUGCUGGUAUUGUGAGGAUAGAAGGGUAGGUCAAUACGAGAUGUAAUAUGUUAUUUAUCCUGAGAUCUGUUUCAGAAGCUAAAUGAGGUCAGACAAACAAUUGUUAGACUGCUUUUGAAUAAAUUCCUUCUUGGUAAAAGACCCAGCCAAUACACUAAUCACAGUUUCUGUUUAUAGCCUCUGACUCACCUGUCUUAAAGCUGUGCUAGCUUUUUUGUUUUUUUUUUUUUUGGACAGAGCCCCUGUCCUCUGCAGGGACUGCAGGACACGCAUGCCUGAAGGUCUCUCUGUUACUCAGCGCUUUGUGUAGCCUCAAGCUGAGCACAGUAAUCACAGUUUGCACAAAAACAGAUAGUCUGCAGUCUCAACACCUCAGCUCAGAGUUAUGAUUUAAUGUAUGAUUACCAUGAAGUCUCUGGAUAUAUAAUGAGGCCAAAAAGUCUGAGGCCACUAGUAAAAAUGCUUGUAUUUUCCUUUCUUUUCUAAUUUAAAGCAAAUUUUUCAUUGCAAAUUAUAUGAUCAGAAUAACAACUUCAGUGAAAAAUAACAUCUUAGAAAUAUUUACAUGAAUUACAGAAUUUCUUAGGUACAUCACACUUUUCAUUAACACCAGCACACACUUGAGCUGGUAUAAAACCAUGAUGAUCUACAUUAGAUAAAAUUCACUGGAGCAUUGUCUGAACAUGGAAGGGAAAUAUCAAGAUAAAAUCUGACCUUUUGUCAUGAACAAUAUUGCUGCUCAAAUUUACUGAUAUUUCUAGAAAUAGUGUUUUGAAUAUUCAAGAUAUUAAACAUUUCCUUUCUUUGUUUUAAUAUUCUAAAACUUUCUGUUUACUUCCAGUUUUUAAUGGAAAAAAAAUCCAGGUGGAUAUUCCAAGUAGCCCAAAAGUCUAAUUUAGGUAAAAAUAAUAACUCAAAUAGAAGUGAAAUUGGUGAUCCAAUUAAUUAAGGUAAAAUUAGAAAGGAUACAGAGCCCAUGCACCAUGUCCUAUGGCCUACCAAGUUUAGACUGGCAUGGUGAUGCAGUGGGUAACGUUGCCACCUCACAGCUCCAGGGUCCCUCGUUUGAUCCAGACCUCGCGGUGUUUUUGUGUAGGUUUCCUCGGGGUUCUGCAGUUUCCUCCCAAAACAUGCUGGUAUGUGGAUUGGCUAUGUUAAUUGCCCCUAGGUGUGAAUGAGUAUGUGAAUGUGUGUGUGGUGCCCUGUGAUGGACUGAUGUCUCAUCCAGAAUGUAUUCCCACCUCUAGCUCAGUGUUCCCAGGAUAGACUUUGGACCCACAGAGAAAAUGCUUCCUGAAGAUCGUUUAAUAAAUGAGAAAAUAUGUAGUGCGAAAAUGACUCAAGUAGCUUGAGUCAGAUCAGAUUUAGAUUUUGGAAUACAUCGUGAUGGUAGAUCAAAAACUUGUCAAUACAAAUAAAUUACACAAAGUAAAUGAUUUUAAAUCAUGUACUAACAUAUGUGUUACAUGAUACACGUUAUUCUCUUUUGUGAUAUUUGUAAUAUGUACCUGUGCUUGCUAGCUAGGUAACAAUAUUUGAAUCACUUGGCAAGCCUGUAAUUUUUUGUCACCACAAAUAGUCCCUUUUUGUUGUUUUCUGUGUGUAUGUCAUCUUAGACCAGUCCAUAAUCAGGAUUAUUUAAACUUCAGGGCUCUGCUGAAAUGCUCAUUUUGAGGUUUUCUAAUUGGUCAACUCUCACAGCCACAGUUUCUAAUGAAAGAAGUCAACAAGAAGAGCAAGGUGUGAACCAGGGGUGGAAAAUACUUGAGUAAUUGUAGUUUGUUACUUACUCUGGCACUAUUUUGGAGUAGUAUAUUUUGGAUUUCUACUUAUUCUAGUAUGAUUUCUAGUAUUAUUGAAAUUGAAUUGAAGUUUACAAGGAAAAGUAACAGACUUAGUCAUUCCUAAAAAUAUGUAUUAAAAAUGAUAUGGAUUUUGUUUUGUCAAAUUAUCCAAUCAAAUUCAUAUCAAAAUCAAACUGAUUUCUAGUAAGUCUUACAGCUUAUUAUUUACCAAUUAUGUCAUGACAUAUAAUCAUGUCUGGAUUGUUAACUUUCAUCCAUUUUUUAUAAUGAUCAAAUAUAUUAAAAUAUUUCAUUUUGCUCUUUAAAUGUUGAUACUCUUUGACCUUUCCAUAUACUUGUAAGUAGAUUUUUGGCUCCAUAUUUCUAUAUUUAAUUGAGUAAAAUUUUGACUCCCAUGUUUUUAUUUAAGAAUGGUAUUUUUUCCACCCCUGAUGUGAGCUCCAAAUCUGCCAACUGCCUGAUCUCUCCAUCAUCUACCAUGUCCUAUAAAGCAGGGGUUAAAAUAAUAAUAAUCCCUGUUGUGUCUCUGUGUUUUGUUCUGUUUCUGAAGCUGGCCAGGUGUAGUUACCUCAUGUGUUCAUGUUUUGGAAUGUUGAAGUCUUUCACACUGACCAGAAAGAGGCUUGUGCACUACACCAGCUUUGACCAGCGCAAGAGGGCGAAUGCUGCUGUCCUCAUCGGUGCCUAUGCCGUGAUUUACCUGAAGAAAACUCCAGAGGAAGCGUACAGAGCUUUAAUCUCUGGCUCUAAUGCCUCUUACCUGCCAUUCAGGGAUGCAUCGUUUGGAAAUUGCACAUACAACCUGACUGUUCUUGACUGUUUGCAUGGAAUCAGGAAGGCCCUGCAGCAUGGCUUCUUGAACUUUGAGACGUUUGACGUAACUGAGUAUGAGCACUAUGAGCGUGUAGAGAACGGAGACUUCAACUGGAUCGUCCCCGGCAAAUUCCUGGCCUUCAGCGGGCCGCACCCAAAGAGUAAAGUAGAAAACGGCUAUCCUCUCCAUGCCCCCGAGGCUUACUUCCCAUACUUCCGCAAGCACAACAUCACUACCAUUGUCCGCCUGAACAAGAAGAUCUAUGACGCCAAGCGCUUCACAGAUGCCGGCUUCGACCACUAUGACCUGUUCUUUGUGGACGGCAGCACGCCCAGCGACGUCAUCUUGCGCCGCUUCCUGCAUAUCUGUGAGAGCACGGAUGGUGCCAUCGCUGUCCACUGCAAGGCUGGUUUGGGCAGGACAGGCACACUGAUUGGCUGCUACCUGAUGAAACACUACCGAUUCACUGCAGCUGAAACCAUCGCCUGGAUCCGUAUCUGUAGACCUGGCUCUAUCAUCGGACCCCAGCAGCACUUCCUAGAGGAGAAGCAGGCGAAUCUGUGGGCUCAGGGAGACGUGCUUCGCUCUAAGCAGCAGAAAUCGCGGGUGUAUGAGGAAAGCAGCGUUCACCGUCUCAUCUCUAGCAUGGAUGACCUGACCAUCAGCAGCAGCUUCCUCAGAUCUGGCAGCAUGGAAGAGAACGGUGAAUACAGUGAAAACAGUCUCGGCAUGACUCAAGGAGACAAACUGCGUGCCUUAAAGGGCCGGAGGCAGCCCAGGUCAUCCACCUCCACAACUCUGAGACUGACUGGCUCCAGUACUCACGGCCAAGGUUCACCUCUCAAACCCUCCAAAUUGCCGUCCUCUUCCUCCACUUCCUCCGCUGCCUCUGCAUCGUCCAAGAGAAUCAGUCGAAUCUCUUCUUCCUCAACCAACCUCAAGAGCUCCUGUCUAAACUCCAGAUUAGCCACCUCAUUGGGCAACCUGUAUGUCAUCACCAGAGACUCUGGGAAUCACCCUCAACCCUUGUUUGCAUCCUCGUCUCCGUCCUCGUCUCCAUCCUUCCCUGUCCCCCGUGCCACGUUUGCCAGCAUCUCGGCUCUAGCUGCACAUAGUUUUCCUUACGAAGUCAACAACAACAGUGAUCAGUAUAGCGCCUCCAAUGCCAAUUCCAAGAUCUCGGCAUUCAGCAACCACAACCACAGCAGCCUAGGUGGAUCUUCCACCACUGGGAGGUUUGGCUUUGAGGAGCCAGGUCAGAAUCCGGCCACCGCAAGUCUGAGUCAGCCCUCGGCCCGCUACCUCAGCCGCUCCAUUCCCUCCCUUCAGUCGGAGUGUGUUCGGUAUUAAAGCGGCAACUCUGCACUGAUCCUGAACCUGUCCUCCUGGCCCGUCGUUCUUUGUCCACUUGCUGACAUCCAGCUUGCUAUGUGAGCACAAAAGGACCUGAAUAAAGCCAGAGGUGCUGGAACUCGGUCUGUAUGUCCAGUGUUAAAAUGCUCUGAAGGAAACUCAGAAUUAUCUGUUUUGAAAUACACGUGCGCUCUCUCUCUCUCUCUCUCUAAGAUAUGUAUGUGGGUAUAUAUAUAUAUAUAUAUAAAUUAGAAAGAUAGAUAGAUAUAAAUAUAAAAUAUACACAGAUGUACUAAGGAAAGAGAUUAUUUUUAGACAAGAAUUUUUUUUUUAUAACGAUUUGUCUGUACUUUUUGAUCUAUGAUCCAUAUCUUAAGCAUGUCAAUGUAAAGUGUACAGGUUGUAUUUCUGGUUUAAGGAAAUUUGUUUAAAGGUAACUAUUUUGUUAUGAUCUUCAAAGUAUAAAUUUAUAAUGACAUAUCAAACUUACAGUAUGAGGGCUAAACUGAGGGAUGCAAAUGUAUUAAAUGUAUUAAUCAAGCAAACCUUUAACAGAUUCAUGUAUGCAGUAUAGUGAUCAGGGAAAGAAAUACUGGCACAAAUUUGGGGCCAAGUUCACAUGGACAUUUGUCAGAAGUUACUUCAUUUAAUUUAAUUUUAUUUUCUAAAAAAUGUAACCAGACAUCAGCGUAAAUUUUACACAUUGACAUGUUUUGGUACGUGCUGUCUGCCACUGUUUUUAUUUAAAAACAGUCAAGUAGACAGAUUUAUUUUGGAUAGUCAAGUGGACAUAAAGCUUCAUAAAGAAAAUAUAAGCAGUGUACAAACUAGUUAUUUAUAUAAUAAAUAAUCCAAGUUCUCCGUGCUAGGGCGAUUUUUUAUUUUUUUUUUUUUUGGUGAUUUCUAGCUGCACUCGGUGAAUGUUCCUUCACCAUUUUCUGUCGCUGCAUUUCUGACCAGUGAAUGAAAGAGUUUUACAAGCACAUUUUCAGUCCUACAUACCUUUUUUAGGUUUGUUUAAUUAAAAAAAAUAAUUAAACACAAAUUAACCAAGCGGAUCAAUUCCGGCUCCACAAAAUUAGGUGAGAAUGCUCUGUCAGAUGUCAGAUCCUGAUUUCUUUUAAGGUUGUACUGUAAAGCAUGGAUGUCCUGAUAUUUCUUGAGAAGUAAAAGACAUUACAUGGACAAAACAACCGAGUUCACAAUUUAGUUUUAGUGCCUACUACAUCGCUCUCUGAUUGGUCAUAUCAUUUAUGAACCAUAUCAGUGUUACAGAUGUACUAAAGAUUCCUACAGGAUCAUAAUGUAAUUGCAAUAUCGAUAUCGCUUCAUUGCUCUUUAGUGUAAGUCUGCAGCAUGACCGUUUGCUCUGUAUGAAAAUCUAUUUCUAUGAAAUAAUCAAAGGCCUUAUUUUCUUUAGCAGCAGCUUUAGCAAUGUCUGUGAUUAUCAGAAUAAUUUAGUUUGGUCAUGUUGCACGUCUCCUCAUCAUCUUUGGGGGGAAAAAAGCGUCACCUUGGAUUGUGUGAGCGUGGUGCUGUGAGUCAGUACUGGUCCCGACACGCUCUGCAGCUCUACAACAUGAUUGUGUCAUUUUGUAACAGCUCCAAACUGGAGCUGGGACACUUCAGGGACUUUAUUCUAACUCCUACACAGAUCUCAUUAUGAUGCAGAUGAGCACAAGCAAUCUUAAUACUGUUUUUAAUGCACACAGAAAAUAUAUGCUGCUUUCUGUAAGUAUUCACCCUCUUGAACUUUUCUACAUUUUGUAGUGUUACAGCCUUGAACUGAAAUGGACUUAACUGAGAUUUUAUGUCAUGAACUUUUAAAUAAAAAAAAAAAUGACCCUCAUUGCUGUGAAACACCUAAAUUAGUUCUCUGACUAUUCCCCUCUUUAGUUGUGGUUGUAUCAUAUUCUUUCCGUUUUCUUUAAUAAUGUAUUUAAUGUCGCUCUGCGGGAUAAGUUUGGCUUUUUUUUUUUUUUUUUUAAUAACUGAUGAUUAAUUUAGGGGUUUAAGAGCAAGGAAGUGUGAAUAGUUAUAUACAAUCACAACUUUCGCACUUUUUUAUUUGUAAAUCAUUUUGUAAUGGAGUAUAUCUGUUUUCCCCACCUUUUUUCGAUAUUAUAUGAUAUUUUGUGUAGACUUAUGACAUUUAAUUCCAAUUAAGUCCAUUUCAGUUCCAGGUUGUAACAUUACAAAAAUGUGGUACAAAAGUUCAAGGAGGGUAAGUACUUAUGCACAGCACUGUGGUGACAGGGACUGUUAAUAUACCAUAUUACACGUGAUAUAUGGUACGUUUGACAUGUUGAUGCUGAUGGUAAAUUAGGUUUUAUAUAUGAAUUUGUAGGAAAAUGAGAUGAUCUGAUGUUUUUGUGUGUUUGACACAAAAACAACUUAUUUUAAUUACGAUAUUAAUGAUCUUAAGACGAGUGUUGCUGACAAGUGUAGCUUAUCUACUGACGAUUAAACCCAGAUGGGGUUUAAAACUGCUUUUGUGUUCCCACUGAUUUAAUGUAAAGUAGGUAGAAGUUUUAUCUUUUGUUUGUUGCUGUGUGUAUUAGCCUGAUUACUGUGUCACCUCUUUGGCCCUGUAGCAGCACUCUCUACAUUCCAGAUGAUGUAGUGCUUUUCUAUGUUUAUACAAUUUUUUUUUGUCAAUUUAAGUAUUCUACCUCUUAUAUACAGAUUACAAAUAUACAGAUUAUGGCUGUACAAUAUUCUCCUGCAUAUACAGGAUAUGUAUAAUUUUUUUCAGCAGUAUAUAAAGAAUCAUAAUGAUGUUAGUUUAGGUCAGUAUUUUGCUUUUCAUGAGUAGUGAAUGGACAAAAUGAAAUGCAAAACACUGUAUCGCUUUUAAAAAAGUGGGGAAAAAAAUAAAACUACUUGUUUUGGAAGUUUGAUGCAAAAA